AUGAGGCAGUUCAUGUCGGGGACGAGGCGCGUCGAGUUCGCUGAUUUCUGGAUGGGCGAUCAAUUCUGUAGCCUCGUCUUCACCUUGUCCAACCUCUACUUCAUCCCCUGCACCUACACCGUCGGCUUUGAUGACUGGCGACAGUGCACGACGUCGACCAAGAACUGGCCGGUCAUGUUCGUCGUUGGAACAUUGCCGCUCACCAUCCGUGUCGUACAAUCGAUCAAGCGUUAUUAUGACUCGCGGCUCGUUACCCAUCUUGUCAACGGUGGCAAGUAUGGGACGGGCAUCGUCAUGUACCUCUUCUACUUCCUCUGGAGGCAUAGGACCUCCUAUGACGGACCUUUCUACGCUCUUUACAUUGUUACCGCUAUCCUGUACUCAACUUAUGCUUGCACAUGGGACUUCCUAAUGGACUGGUCGAUGCUCAAAACUCGCGCCAAAUACUUCCUCCUUCGCGACGAGGUGCUCUAUACUAAUCAUAUACCACUCUACUAUCUUGCUAUCGCGUACAAUGCUCUCAUUCGCUUUGCAUGGGUCAUAUAUAUCCCCGAAAAAGGCCCCAGCUUCUUGCUUCGCGCCUUCAUCGUCGGCAUGCUCGAGAUGACAAGGCGAUGGGUGUGGAACUUCUAUCGUUUGGAGAACGAGCACUUGGGUAACAUGGAUCAAUACCGCGUCACGAGAGAAGUACCACUGCCCUACUCUCUCGACGAGCUCGACAUCGACAUGGACGAGGAUGCGGAAGCAGAGGCGAAGAAGGACGCCGAGGACAUGGAUGCGAACUCCAGCUCGUAG
Molecule: messenger RNA, 795 nt
Organism: Schizophyllum commune H4-8
Lineage: Eukaryota; Fungi; Basidiomycota; Agaricomycetes; Agaricales; Schizophyllaceae
Product: EXS-domain-containing protein
Exons: 10
Coding region: 1-795 (264 amino acids)
Biological process (GO): cellular response to phosphate starvation; phosphate ion transport
Cellular component (GO): Golgi apparatus; plasma membrane; cytoplasm
Molecular function (GO): inositol hexakisphosphate binding
Source: RefSeq, a predicted model, not a curated record